AUGCGCCUCGACGCCUCGCCACAUGCACUCCUCACGCUGGACACCUGGGAGCAUCUCCAGAACCUCAAGGAAGGAGGCGAAAAGAUCAUUCUCGACGGAAACACUCUCGACAUUGCCUCUGUCGUCGCAGUCGCUCGAUACGGCGUCAAGGCCGAAAUAGUCAAGGAUGAGGAACUCGUCCGUCGCAUCAACCUGAGUGUAGAUGCCCUCGCCGAGUACCUAUCCCACAAAUACGUGGUGUAUGGCGUCAACACGGGUUUUGGGGGGAGUGCAGAUGUUCGGACUGACGACUGGCUGGAGAACCAGAUCGGUGUUCUUCAGCAUACGCAGAGUGCCAUAAUCACUACUUCGGAUAAGAAUCUUGGUGGGAACUCGGAGAGGGAGCCUUCUCAUGUUAUGCCUCCUGAGUGGGUUCGAGGCGCUAUACUUGCUCGUGCGAAUCAGAAUAUGCGAGGGCAAAGCUCUGUUCGACUAGAGGUGUUGGAGAGAUUGAUUAAGCUUCUUCAUCAUGAUAUCACUCCACUGGUUCCUAUUCGAGGCACCAUCUCGGCAUCUGGGGAUCUCAUGCCCAUGUCUUACAUUGCUGGGGCUGUUACGGGAAACCCAGAUAUCUUUGUUCAAGUUGGAAAGGGCAGUUCAGCUAAAGUGAUGCCUUCGCAUGAAGCUCUUCAGCAAAAUGGUCUUUCACCAAGUGGCCUUGGCCCGAAGGAAGCCCUUGGUCUCAUCAACGGGACUGCGCCCUCCGUUUCUCUUGCGAGCCUUGUAUUGUACGAAUCACAGCAACUUGCUCUUCUAACUCAGGUCUUGACAACAUUCGCGGCUGAGUCUAUGGGCGGUAACGUUGAGUGGACGGCCCCCUUUAUCCACGCAGUACGACCGCACCCCGGGCAGAUCGAAGCGGCGGCCAACAUCAGGAGUUUCAUUCAGGGCUCCGAGUUCGUGGCAGGCUUAGAGAAUCGCAAGAGGACAGGAGAUGGACUUUGGCAGGAUCGCUAUUCAACUCGCACAAGCCCCCAAUGGAUCGGACCCUAUCUGGAGGACCUGCUCCUUGCGCAGAGACAAAUCACUGUGGAACUCAAUUCUACGUCAGACAAUCCCUUGGUUGAUGCUACAGAAAAGGACGGAAAAGUGGUAGGCGAAGUCUACUCGGGUGGUAAUUUCCAAGCUGUCGCUGUUACUUCUGCCAUGGACAAGACACGGCUUGCGCUGCAGAUGAUAGGCCGUAUGCUCUUCUCCCAGGUCAGCGAGAUGAUCAACCCUUGCACCAACAACGGCCUCGAGGCCAACCUCAAUGUCAGCGACAAAGAGAACUUUACCAUGAAAGGCAUCGACGUAAACAUGUCUGCUUACAUGUCCGAGUUAGCUGCUCUCGCCCAUCCGGUUUCGUCACAUGUCAUGUCUGCCGAAAUGCACAAUCAAGGUAUUAACUCACUCGCUCUACUCUCGGCUCGUCGAACCAUGGAGGCCGCAGACCUUGUUGCGCAUAUGUGUGCUUGCCACAUCUACGUUUCGUGUCAGGCAGUCGAACUUCGGGCAACUCAUCGACUCUUGUUGGAGACUCUUUACCAAAAGAUGAAAGCAGAGGAUGGGCCUUUCCAUGUAUUUGGUUUAGGCGAGUCUGCUAUCGAGGACCUUGGAGAGAAAGUCUUUGCAGUAGUUGAGAAAGCGUGGUAUGACCAUAAUGCUGGUUGCUGGAAAGAUCGAAUCGUCCCAACAGUCGAUGCAGCCAUGGCACCUGUUACACAAUAUCUGACAUCCGAAGAGAUGGACUGUCCGAUAUCCAGUCUCGCAGUAUUUCGUGCCGAACUCCACAAAUCUAUCUUCGAGGCUGCAUCUUCGAUAUUCUAUCCCAACAUGGCGAUUCGCCCUGUCGAUGUAGCUACCAAGUUGGGCGAUGGGACUGCCCCUUUGUACGUGUGGGUUCGUUCCAAGCUGGGAGUCCCUACGCAGUGUGGCAUCGAUGAUGACCCGUUGUACAACUCACAAAAGGGUCUCUCAACUGAUGGUAAGAAGACUAUCGGGAGCUGGGUGAGCAUGGUAUACGAGAAUUUGAAGGACGAUAUGAUGGGUGUUGUCUUGGAGGGUAUUGCAACUGAUCGUUCAGGGCUAAAGACAGAAGAGCAGUAUGAAAGUCUUUGCCAGAGCCUGACAUCAAGGAACUAA
Fusarium pseudograminearum CS3096 is the source of this 2163-nucleotide messenger RNA. RefSeq lists its product as uncharacterized. Gene Ontology annotation, cellular component: cytoplasm. NCBI's taxonomy places the organism in Eukaryota, Fungi, Ascomycota, Sordariomycetes, Hypocreales, Nectriaceae. Gene Ontology annotation, molecular function: ammonia-lyase activity. The transcript has a single exon. The coding region runs from base 1 to 2163 and encodes 720 amino acids. The record is from RefSeq and is a predicted model, not a curated record. Gene Ontology annotation, biological process: L-phenylalanine catabolic process.